Onthophagus taurus is the source of this 1484-nucleotide messenger RNA. RefSeq names its product Glycerol-3-phosphate dehydrogenase 1 (gene Gpdh1). Gene Ontology annotation, cellular component: cytosol. Gene Ontology annotation, molecular function: protein homodimerization activity; glycerol-3-phosphate dehydrogenase [NAD(P)+] activity; NAD binding. The record is from RefSeq and is a predicted model, not a curated record. Gene Ontology annotation, biological process: glycerol-3-phosphate catabolic process; carbohydrate metabolic process. NCBI's taxonomy places the organism in Eukaryota, Metazoa, Arthropoda, Insecta, Coleoptera, Scarabaeidae.
GACCUUAAAACCGUCUGCGUCCCCACUCAUGUGCCCCACACACGGUGUUAUCUCAAUUUUGAAGCCAAGUCGUAUAAAGAACUCGUAAUCAUUUACUAUUUGUCAACCAGUAGUGUCUGGUUCUUGAUCAUUUUUGAUACUUUUGGUUUUUUUUUGACCUUCGGGGCUAAAUUUAAGUGAUGUCGAAGAAAUUAAAGAAAGUAUGCAUCGUGGGUAGCGGAAAUUGGGGUUCUGUUAUUGCAAAAAUCGUGGGGACUAAUGUCUUGAAUUUACCUCAUUUUGAUAAUACUGUUACAAUGUAUGUCUAUGAAGAGGUUAUUAAUGGGAAAAACCUUACAGAUAUUAUUAAUGAAACUCAUGAAAAUGUCAAGUAUUUACCAGGGCAUAAAUUACCAGAAAAUGUGGUUGCGAUUCCUGAUGUUGUUGAUGCCGCCAAAGAUGCUGAUAUAUUAAUUUUUGUGCUUCCUCAUCAAUUUAUUAGAACUAUAUGUUCCACUUUAUUUGAAAAAAUUAAACCUACCGCUAUUGGUUUAUCAUUAAUUAAAGGUUUUGAUCAAGCUGCUGGUGGUGGAAUUGAAUUAAUUUCCCAUAUAAUCACCCGCCAUUUAAGAAUACAAUGUGCUGUCUUAAUGGGAGCUAAUUUAGCACCCGAAGUUGCUGAUGAAAAAUUCUGCGAAACUACAAUUGGAUGUCGAGACAGCCGAGUUGCCCCUUAUUUAAGAGACAUCAUCCAAACGAGUUACUUCAGAGUUGUUGUGGUUGAUGAUGAAGAUGCUGUCGAAAUUUGCGGAGCAUUAAAGAAUAUUGUAGCUUGCGGAGCUGGUUUUGUGGACGGUCUCGAUCUUGGAGAUAACACAAAAGCGGCAGUAAUUCGUUUGGGUUUGAUGGAAAUGAUUAAAUUCGUUGAUGUUUUUUAUCCUGGUAGUAAACUUUCAACAUUUUUUGAAAGUUGCGGUGUCGCUGAUUUAAUUACAACAUGUUAUGGGGGACGUAAUCGGAAAGUGUGCGAGGCGUUUGUAAGAACACGGAAAACAAUUAAAGAACUUGAAGAUUCGAUGUUAAAUGGGCAAAAAUUACAAGGUCCAAUUACGGCUGAAGAAGUCAAUUUUAUGUUGAAAAAGAAGGAGAUGGAGGAUAAAUUUCCGCUUUUUACUGCUAUUCAUAAGAUUUGUAACGGCGAUAUUCCUCCGGAAGGUAUGAUUGAUUGUAUUAGAAAUCAUCCCGAGCAUAUGGAGACUAAACACUAUCAGUCUAAACUGUGAACAAUGAAGAACAAAAAAUGUGUUUGUGCCAUAAAACUUUCUCUUUUUUCUACUUUAUCAAUUUUUUUACUUUUUUGCAUGGUAAUUUAAGUAAUAACCACAAUGUACAUAAUAUUUCAAUAAUUAAAUGUAAUUAACUCGUGUUUAUUAAUGUGCUAAUUAAUUUAACCUUGUUCAUUGUGUCAAUUAAAAAAUUUAAGGCAAUAAACAACCCAAAUACGC